This is a messenger RNA of Hibiscus syriacus, 1172 nucleotides long. RefSeq names its product GEM-like protein 5. Bases 45 to 1034 code for a protein of 329 amino acids. The record is from RefSeq and is a predicted model, not a curated record. The transcript has 2 exons. Lineage: Eukaryota; Viridiplantae; Streptophyta; Magnoliopsida; Malvales; Malvaceae.
CACAUCUAAAACUUUCAACAAAAGAAGAAGCUUAGAGCACAAAAAUGAAUAGCAACGGCAAAGAAUCACAGCCUUAUUACCCCACUAUUUCCCCUCCAACUGAAGACUACACCAACCCUUUCCAUCAACCAAGCGUUCAAGAAACACAGCCUCAGAUGCAACCUGCAGCUGCGACGUCGGCACCAUCAUCGUCAUCGCCUCCCCCUCCGGCUGAUCAGAAUUCUGAGAAAUGGGGGACGCAUAUCAUGGGAGCUGCAGCUGCGACGGCAGCACCAUCAUCGUCAUCGCCUCCCCCUCCGGCUGAUCAGAAUUCUGAGAAAUGGGGGACGCAUAUCAUGGGAGCACCGGCCGUUCCCACAUGUCAUCCGGAUAACAAGAAGGCAGCCAUGUGGGGCGCUGGUGACCAGGCUCAAUACUACCAUCAUCCGUAUCUUCAAUAUUCCCCCGUGGAAAAAUCAAGCAAUAGCCCCAUGGAAUCCAUGCUUCAAGUCUUCAACACCUGGAGCCAUAAAGCUGAGACCAUGGCCAAUAAUAUCUGGCACAACCUUAGAACAGGGUCAUCUGUAUCGGGAGCUGCCUGGGGGAAGAUGAACGUGACGGCAAAAGCAAUAUCAGGAGGUGGAUUCGAGUCUCUUUAUAAACAAACAUUCGCUACUUAUUCAAACGAGAAGCUGAAGAAAUCAUUCGCUUGCUAUUUAUCCACUUCCACUGGACCAGUUGCUGGAACUCUUUACCUAUCAAAUAUUCAUGUAGCUUUCUGCAGUGAUCGUCCCUUGUCGUUCACCGCGCCUUCAGGCCAGGUAACAUGGAGUUAUUACAAGGUUAUGAUACCACUGAGCAAAAUAGGGAUAGUAAACCCUGUAACAAUGAGGGAGAAUCCAUUGGAGAAGUAUAUACAGAUGGUUACGGUGGAUGGACAUGAUUUCUGGUACAUGGGUUUUGUGAAUUACGAGAAAGCGUCCAAGCAUCUGUCUGAGAGUGUUUCCAGUUUUGUAGCCACCGGAGUUGCUGUUCAACCUCCAUCUGCUGCAUAAACAGAGGAUUAUAACUAUGUAGUUACAUGAUUCUUUUUCUGUUUGGAUAUUUUCAUAAUCUGGCUCAGAUGUGUUAGAGUUGUUUGAUCGAUUGUACCGUUUUUGUAAAAAUAAAAUGAAACAUCUCUUCUUCUGAUC